CAGGCACCGUCGAGCCGAGCCCAGCCGAACCACAAACCCGGAGUAGAUGGAUCGUCUCCGAGCCUGAAAGCCCGCUCCGAGACCCGGAUUAAAGACGUGGACCGGACCUGGCCGCUCCCGGGACGAAAACCGGACUAAUUCCCGAGUGCGGGAGCUUUUCCACCGGAGUGAAGACGCGUCGGUACCCGGGCCUGCUUGUCCAACAUGGCGGACGCUGAGGUGUCCUUGUCCCCGGCUCUGCGGCCGCUCCACCUGAGCCCCUCCCACUCCGCCCAGCCCCCUCCCCCGGCAUCCUCCUCCUCCCCCACCACCUUCUCCUGCCCCUCCUCUCCUUCCAGUGCCUCCUCUUCUUCCUCAUCUUCGUCCUCCUCCUCCUGCUCUGAGAGCUCCUCAGACUGCCCCGCUCACCACCACCAUCAUCAUCAUCACCACCACCAUCACCACCACCCCCGCCCUCAGCUGCAGCUGCCCCCGCCCUCCCACAGCGAGCAGCCGUCCUCCCCCAGCGCCAGCCCCCGCAGCUCCAGCCCCAGCGGGAGCAUCGGCAGCACCGGCAGCCUCGGCAGCAGCAGCGCCAGCGAGGGCAUCGGCAGCAGUGGCAUGUCGAGCGGUGGCGACCCGCGAGGACCCAGUCCACCGCUGGACGUCAUCUCAGAGGACGCCAUGGAGAUGGACCUGGGGGUUGACCAAGUGAUCGACCCCGAGGUAGCCCUGAAGGCUUGCCAGGAAGUGCUCCUCAAAGUCAAGCUGCUCGACAACAAACAACAACAGGAUGAUAAACAACAGCAACAACAGUACGCAGACGUCACAGAGCGCUGCAGUCCACAGUGGCACAUCAACCCUGACACCAGCUCCAUCAAGGAAGAAGACGAGGACGCGGAGGAAGGACAAAGAGAAGGCAGUUCAUCCCAGCAGGACCCAGCACGUCCUACGCCUCGGCCGGAGUCUUCCUCGCCUUCGUCGUCCAAACAGUCGUGGCUGCUUCGCCUGUUUGAGUCCAAGCUGUUCGAUGUUUCCAUGGCGAUCUCCUACCUGUACAAGUCAAAGGAGCCAGGGGUGCAGGCGUACAUUGGCAACCGCCUCUUCAGCUUCCCCGACAGCGAGGUGGAUUUCUACCUGCCCCAGCUGCUCAAUAUGUAUGUGCACAUGGACACCGAGGUGGGAGACGCCAUCAGACCCUACCUGAUCCACCGCUGCAGAGGCAGUAUCACCUUCUCUCUGCUGACGGCCUGGCUGUUGGGCGCCUACUCCUCCGACAUGCACAUCUCCACCCAGCGUCACUCCAGAGGCACCAAACUCCGAAAGCUCAUCCUGUCCGAUGAACUCAAACCUCCUGCUCCUCCGUCCGAUGCUCCACGAUCUGUUUCGGUCUCCGAGAGCCCGCUGUCCUCGCCAUCCCACCGCCGCGGUCACCGCAGGCACAACAGCAGCAAUGUGGAGGCCUCGUCCAUGGCUGGCCCCACCCCGGACAGCCCUUCGCAGGGGGAGACGGAGGUGUUCAUGUCCCCGUCCAGGAGGACCCACCAGAGAUCUAAGUCAGACGCCACCAUGGUGAGCAGCGGGCCUGGCGCCGGCCUCCGACGGACAGGGAGUAACCCAAAAGUGGAGGCGGUUCAUGAGGAGCCGGAGCGUCUUCGUCCUCAGAGGGAGUUCGUCAAGUCGCUGCUCUGCAUCGGGAAGCGUUUGGCCACGCUGCCCACCAAAGAGCAAAAGACCCAGCGGCUGAUCUCUGAGCUGUCGCUGCUCAAUCACAAGCUGCCGGCCAGAGUGUGGCUGCCCACAGCUGAGCACCAACACCACGUCUGCAGGGUCCCCCACACCCAGGCCGUGGUCCUCAACUCCAAGGACAAGGCUCCCUACAUCAUCUACGUGGAGGUAUUGGAGUGUGACAGCUUCGAGACAUCUCCUGUUCCCAUCCGGAUCCCAGAGACGAGGAUCCGCUCAGCUCGCUCUGCAGAGAACCUGGACUGUGGUGCUGCAGCUAAUGCUAACAGCGGUGGCAGCAUGACAUCAGAGCACAGAGCAGGAAGUUUUUCCACUGUCCCAAACUAUGACAAUGACGAUGAGGCGUGGGCGACCGACGACAUUGGUCAGCUGCAGGUGGAGGCGGAAGCUCAGACCAGCAGCAGCGACAACAUCAGCCAGUUUUCAGUCGAUAGCAUCACAAGUCUGGAGAGCAAAGAGCCAGUGUUCAUCGCUGCCGGAGACAUCAGACGUCGUCUGUCGGAGAACCUCGCCCACACUCCCACCACGUUCAGAAGAGACCCCGAGGACCCAUCGGCCGUCGCCCUCAAAGAACCCUGGGAGGAGAAAGUCAGGCGGAUCAGAGAAGGCUCUCCAUACGGUCACCUGCCCAACUGGAGGUUGCUUUCGGUCAUCGUGAAAUGUGGAGACGACCUGAGGCAGGAGCUGCUGGCCUAUCAGGUCCUCAGACAGCUGCAGUCCAUCUGGCAGCAGGAGAGAGUUCCUCUGUGGAUCAAACCCUACAAGAUCCUGGUGAUGUCUUCAGACAGCGGCAUGAUUGAACCUGUCCUCAACGCCGUCUCUCUGCACCAGGUGAGAAAACAGAGUCAGCUGUCGCUGCUGGACUACUUCCUGCAGGAGCACGGCAGCUUCACCACCGAGGCCUUCCUCACUGCUCAGAGGAACUUCGUCCAGAGCUGCGCUGGAUACAGCCUCAUCUGUUACCUGCUGCAGGUCAAAGACAGGCACAACGGGAACAUCCUGCUGGACUCUGAAGGCCACAUCAUCCACAUUGACUUCGGCUUCAUCCUCUCCAGCUCUCCUCGCAACCUCGGCUUUGAAACGUCCGCUUUCAAGCUCACCUCAGAGUUUGUGGACGUGAUGGGCGGUCUGGACGGAGACAUGUUCAUCUAUUAUAAGAUGCUGAUGCUGCAGGGUCUGAUCGCAGCCAGGAAACACAUGGAGAAGGUGCUGCAGAUAGUCGAGAUCAUGCAGCAAGGUUCCCACCUACCCUGCUUCCACGGUUCCAGCACCAUCCGCGGCCUGAAGGAGCGUUUCCACAUGUCUCUGACGGAGGAGCAGCUGCAGCUGCUGGUGGAGCAGCUGGUGGACGGAUCCAUGCGCUCCAUCACCACCAAACUCUACGACUCCUUCCAGUACGUCACCAAUGGCAUCAUGUGACCCGGGACAGCUGGGACGACGAGGACGCCUUCGGACACGGCGUUUAAACUCUGACUGACUCUACAAACUUCAGAUCUGUGAUUCUGAUGGAAACCAGGAUCUGAACUGACAGGAUUUACUGGAUCUGAACUUGCUGAUUCUUCUGGAAUCUGAUGAAGGGGUCAGAUCAGUUUUUAGUCGUGAUCUUGUUAAAUUCAGCAUCUGGAACUUUUCCGUGUCGGAGAAACACUAAACAGGCUGAAAGCAUCACGGACAUUCAAAGCGCUGCUGCCUGCAACAAAAUAAACUCACAUCUAACAGACUGGAUUCUACUGGACUCGACUCAACCAGCUGCUGGUUUUAGGGAUCCUUCGGUUUCUGGAUCAGUUUGGAAGGUAAAGUUGCUGCUGAAAGAACUUAAUGUAGUCACUUGUUGAGCUGAACUCCCAAAAUCUGCACAUGAUUCAUCAGUUAACUACAAACCUAACAGACAACAGAGCUCAUUCCUCCUAUUAAACUGCUGGUUUCAGGCUUAUUGUCGUGUUUUGAUCAUUUUUAAGCGUCAGUGGACUCAUGUGACAGCCACAUGAUCCGUCCUCAGCCAGUAAGUAAACAUUCACAACAUCAAACACUAAUAUUAGUUCACAUCCUUUUAUCUUUUACAAGCUCCAAAUCUGAAGAAUACAAUGAUGCAAUUGAAGCUAAUUGAUUUAUCGGCCAUCAGAAGUUUACUGGCGAACACAAAUGAAAGAUGUUUUUGUCAUCAGAAAACUUUGCAAAAAGGUGAAUUAUAUUCUUUUUACAAGAACUGAUUUCACUCCCAGCAGUUUUUUCUCAAGAAAAAUAAAAGAUUUAAAAAAUAAAAUACUGAAAUGACUCAUCAGCUCGUUAUUAUAAGAUCUCAGUUAUGUGACAGCUUUAUUGUAACUGUUAGAUACUGUCUCAUAAUAAUGAGUUCUUUACUAUUUAAAUUUCCUCCUACAUUUUAAAGAGUUAAGCACAAAGAGCUUUGUCGUCCUCUUUCUUUCCUUUCAUUCAAGUCUUUGCAAGAAAAUGUAUCAGCAGAGAUAUUGUAAUGACAAGAUUGGGAGUCUCAUUAUUCCGAGAUCGUAGUGCAAUUAAACUGAUCAGUAGUCACCCACAUAAAGCUAAUAUUUUAUAAUUAAUUGAGGGAUUAAAAUCCUCAAUAAGCCAUCAGUCAUAUCUCUUCAACCUGCAGAGUCCAUUAAAGCCAACAUGACAGCAGCUUGUUUGCAGCUGAUCUUCUUCUGCUUCAUAUCAGAAACAUGCUAUUAAAAGACGUCUGCCAGCAGCUUUUGGUAGUGACCGAAGGAAUUUAUCUGUUUGUUCUUAAAGAACAGAAACACUAAAUAGAGAAAGCACAACAUGAACUCUGUGUUGUUUUCUUUGUAUCUGUUCUCUGGACGUUGACAGAAAAAAAUCUAAACGGUGUAAAAAAGAAAGAAAAAUGUCUAAAAUAUUACUGUUUUUUUUCUAGUUUGAAUGGUGUCUGAGACCAGUUUUAUCUUCUAGGAGGAUUCCUCGGUGUGCUGAAUUCUUUGUUUUUUCACCAGACAUUUAUCACAACUGCAGAAUCUGUGCGUCUCAUUAACGAUGAUUCUUGUUCGAAGAAACGUCUAAAAUUAGCAACUGAAUCUCUGUUAGCUUAGCUGUACUUAAGAUGAAUGUAAAAAUGCAUGCUAGCAUUAGCAUCCUUAAUGCUGGAAUGAGUCUUUAAUGCUUGUACAAACUGUGCAUCAACUAACUAGUUUGUUUCUUUGCACAGCAAUAUUUCCAGCCUGACAAGUUAAAUAUCGUGGCUAAGCAGUGAGAAGACAAUGUCCAGUGCUAGCUAGCAUUAGCUGGCAACUUUAAAUCCAAACGUUUUCGACUGAAGUUUAACUGCAGUGUUGUUUUCAUGUAAAGCAGAUUUAAUGGUCCAGUAAGUCAGUAUUGUAUUUUCCAUAUGUUAUGAAGGGCUAAUUGUUGCCACCUAAAUGAUCUAUUUUAAGGUCUUUAUCUAACGACAUAAAACUGAAAUAAGCUUCUUUUUUUUUUUUUCUGAAAGUGAUUUUCAGAAACACAAUAAACUACAAACUCUUUUGCAAACGUGACCAGUGUCUGGUGAAAACAAAUUCAGCACAUCGGUUUCUUUAAUCUGUGAUUUAGUGUUUCUGAACGCAGUCAUUUUAGGUCCGAGUUGAAUUUCAGAGCAAAUUCUUUUGUGGUUGAUAUAUUUCUGUCAACACACUCAGUGCACAUGCUAACGAUGCUAAUGAUACCACAACUCUACAGUGUUGAACUAAAAGGGCACAUUUACAUGGAGGGUGUCUAACAGGUUAGAUUUACUUUGAGCGAUAAAACUAUUGAUUUUGAAUAGAUUUAUGCAAAAACCUCACUCUCCCUAUUCACCAGCUGUUUAUCGCUUUGAACUGAAUUGAUGCGUUGGAGUUAUGCCAGUCUCUUAAUGAUUUUUGCAUAUUUAACAAAUGCUUCUUCUUUAUUGGCCACAAGAUACAUUCCUGUGAUAAAUGCCGGCCAAUCAGGAGAAGCAGCUCUGUGGAUUGGCUAAACAAGAGAGACGGACUCUGAAGCUUUUAUUUUUCUUUAUGAGAUCGUUGAUGAUCGGUUUCCUGAACAUGUGAAUGUUUUAUGGAGUAGUCCACUAAAACUAACGUUCUUCUCAGACAGUCGUGUUGUCAGUGUUGACAGGUAAAACCUUCCUGUUUCUGCUUUAACACUGAUCAUGAUGAUGUUGGAACUAACGCUGUAACACUAUGCAGUGGCUUUAUUCCAGUGUAUUUGUUGUGUACUUGGAAUAUCACUUUCCUUAAAAUAAUUGCCGCAUUUAAGGUAGACUAUCAAACAUUUAGUAGACAGCAACAUGUUGGGUUAGUUAACUCGCAAACAGUUUGUUCAGGUUUGUAAAUGCUAGCUUGCUUCUCUAUUGUAACAACAACUACAGUUAGUUAGCAACAAGACGGUCACUGCUAUACUACACCUUUUACAACUACAGUUGAAGAUUGACCACAAUCAAAUGGCAACAAUGCAGCUAGCUAGUGAUAAUAUACUGUUCAAUAAGCUACCUAUCGCAAUUACUGACGCGUUCAUUUCUGCUCAUAUUUGAAAUAAAACCUGAGUUAGAUGUAAAACUUGAGCAUUUUUCUCAAAUAAAAUAACAGAAUAGCAUAUGUCGCUACCCAGCAUAGCUACAUUAAAAAUGUAAUAGAUAACAACUAACAUUUACUCAGGAUUUUUUUUUUUUGGUCCUUUUUCUGAAAAAUGUCUGUUUUAUACAUGAAACAUAUUGACUAUUUACUUGUAAUAUUAGUGGGGUUGGUCUGUCACCACUUAGCUAACGACCUCUGACUAACUAGCUAAGUAACCACUCAACUCAAGGCUUUUAGCGGCGGCGUCGUCACGAUAACAGUUAACUGUCGCUGCGGACUUUCGAGUGAAACAGCAUUACAUUAAUAGUAAUGGAGAUGGUCUUAAAAGGUUACCAACUAGCUAAACAACUACCCAACUGCAGGAUAAUAAUCUAGCUGAGGCAGCAACAAAUCAUUUUGGAAAAAAUCAAAUAUCAUUUUACUGUAUACUUUUCCCUAUUUGCCAUUUUAAUCUAUCAGUAUUCUCAUUAGCCAUUAGCAUGAUAGUGAUUCAGCUGAAAUUCUCUACAAACCAGUAAGUUUUGAUGGGAGUUGUGUUUUUCAUUCUUGUGGCAGUGUGGGUGAAUGUUACAAACCAAAGUGUAACAAAAGGAACUAAUUAACGGAAGGACCAUUUGCCUCUGCUAGCUAAUGUGACACAAAACUGACUAGCUAGAUAGCUAGUGCUUAUUAUUAUGCUUAUAUUUUUUAAUUACAACUUCCGUUUUACUUUUUACUUUAUUUUUAUUCUUAUUUAAUUUUAUGUUCUACGUAAUGCGUCACUAAUUGCGACAGGAGGAACAAUCAGCUAGCAAUAACACGCUAAAGUGGUCGACUUGUGAGCAAACUGAUUCAAACAAAAGCAUCCCACUGGAAUAAAGCCAAUGUUUGGUGGCACUGUCACACGACUGACAAUUUGUACAGUUGUUUUCUGAAUGUUUUGACCACUAUUGAAGGAGAAGCACAGAUCUGUUGUUGUAAAAACAGCAUCACAUUACCUUCUGCUAACCAUUAGCCUGCUACUUUAUGCGCAGCUGUGACUAAAGUUUACCAGAUAAGCAACUUAAAUAGCAAAUGCUCUUUGGCGUUCUUUCUCUUUUUUUUUUUUCCAUGUGUGAAUAUGUAAAUGAACUGAAUUAGUUUUCCUGUGAGAAAAUCGAUGCCUUGAGAUGUACAGAAGGUACAAACUCUUAUCAAUGCAACAGGAGGGACGAAGAUGUUCGGACCUCAGAAGUGCUUUUAUAUCCGAUGUUUGACCGCUUCAGGAACGAAUUUCAACACUUAAAUGUUCUCCUCCCUUACAUAAAUAUAUAUUUCCAAUUAAGAUCACAUUUGAUAAUAGAAGCAAUUUUAAGCUGAAGUGAACCCUUGAUGUUGCAUAUAUUCAUUUUCACUAUUAACUAUCAAAAACUGCAAUAAAACUAAAAUAUUAGCUGCUAAAAAUUUUAGUUUCUGACUGAAGUCUGGUGAGGAAAUCGGUGUAGUUUGUUGAAACUCGUCCCUGCAACUCAAAACCUUUCAUUGCCUUCUUUCUUCCUUCCAUCAGCUCCGAACAGUCAACAGUUUCAAUGUGAAGAACUCUUUAAGUGCAUUUAUCCUAAAUGAAACGAUUCCUGUCAUUUGUAAAGAAAAAAAAAAAAAAAAAAAAUCCUUGUUGUUUUUGUUUUGUCUUUUUAAAACUUUUGUUGGUACUAAACCAUUAACUCUACAUCCAUUACAGCAGCUCUUUUUUUUUUUUAGUUAAUCGAAGCAUUUCUGCUGAACAACACGAGGCUUCGACGCUAACAUCACGAAAAAUGGUAACUUUUCACUAUGUGAAGAAAAACGACGUGGAAACACUUUUGCGUGAUUUCUGAGGUAUUUUAGAAACAGCAUCAUCUCAUGAGGCGAGAGGGGCGCAGAAGAGAGAGGAGUAAUUUGAAACAACAUUUUUAUCAUUUAGCCAAGCAUCAUUUCUAAACUCCAGAUGGUUUUGGUCCUUUAAAACUCUUCAAUUAUCUAUAAAACGUCAGUCUUUGUUGACACCAUUCGACCAGAUCUGAAUAUGAGUACAUCCUCCUCUUCAGCUCCUCUUCGCCUCAACUCUCAGACUCAGAAUGUAAAUCUGCAUCUUCACAUGGAGAAGCAGGAACGUCCACAUUAUUUUGUCCCGUAAAGACCCAGCUGACAAUCAGAGGUGUGCUGUUGUUUGUCUGCUGAAGUUCUCAAUCAUGUACAGAAAACAUCGUCCGGUCUGUCACGUCCUGACUAACUGCAUGGCAACUCAUCCAAUAAACCUGAAACCUGGUUCUGACCCGGACUAUUGUGGGGGUUUUUUUAAGCUUCAGCUUGCAGGAUUUGAGGUUGAAGCACCAAUGUGGAAAAAGUUGCUUAUUAACCAAAACAAAGCAACUCAGUAGAGAACUGAAACUGUUCUGACCUCCUGAAGAUGGUCACGGUUCUCUGAUUGUACCGGUGACGCUCUGCUGUGUAAGAAGCAUUCAGCCUGAUAGAAUAAACAGAAUAAAGGAACAUUUUACACA
Stegastes partitus (bicolor damselfish) is the source of this 8794-nucleotide messenger RNA. RefSeq names its product phosphatidylinositol 4-kinase beta. The transcript has 14 exons. Gene Ontology annotation, molecular function: 1-phosphatidylinositol 4-kinase activity. The coding region runs from base 205 to 3144 and encodes 979 amino acids. Lineage: Eukaryota; Metazoa; Chordata; Actinopteri; Pomacentridae. Gene Ontology annotation, biological process: phosphatidylinositol phosphate biosynthetic process; phosphatidylinositol-mediated signaling. Gene Ontology annotation, cellular component: cytoplasm; membrane. The record is from RefSeq and is a predicted model, not a curated record.